Messenger RNA from Coccidioides posadasii C735 delta SOWgp, 1968 nucleotides. RefSeq lists its product as uncharacterized. The record is from RefSeq and is a predicted model, not a curated record. NCBI's taxonomy places the organism in Eukaryota, Fungi, Ascomycota, Eurotiomycetes, Onygenales, Onygenaceae.
GUGCGUGUGCGUUGUGGCUCUUCGUCGCUGCAUUGUGCGUGUUGUUCUCGCCGCUCCCUGUCGACCUCCUCCGUCCGCCGUAUCCCGACUUGCGAGAUGGACCUCGUGCAUUAACUGGAUAUCUACCCGCCGCAUGUAUAGCAUAUAUUACGAACGCGAUCCCGAUCGUUCUGCUUGAACCCCCCCCUCUUCCCCCCAAAUCCUACCCUGGGCGGUUGCGAGUCUGGCUGUGGACGUGGACCAAUCACCCCCGGACUCCCAGUUUCACGAAAUUUUUGGCCUGCACGACCUGCGAGUCCCGACAAAACGCACUCUGCGGGAGUGUCACAGCGUCGAUACAUAACCAAAAAAGACAAAAAGAAAAUAAUAAUAAUAAAUUAAAAACGAAAGAAUCUGCCCUCUUCCCCAUAUUUUCUAGACGGGAAGAGAGCUGUGUGUCCGGGAUUUCGAUUUCGUCCUGCUACCCUAUCCCAACACCACGGAAUCGGGCUUCCGCACAUUUCUCGACAGCGACGGGCAGUUCUACCACGCACACUCACUUCAUUGGCCGCCCCUCAUCUGCACAUCGCUUUUGUCAGACAGAAAAUAAAGCAGGGGUCUUCCCUCAAACUGGCUCGACCGAAUCCGUCUGUCGGUGCGCAACUCGAACUGGCUCUGUCCACCCUCGUUCUGCAUCUUACCGGCACAUCGGAUUAGGGGGAAGGAUAAAUACUACCUGCGUCUGUUCGUCAAAGAUGUCGGAAUCUGCAACUUCUGCCAAACCGGCAGGCUCCAAGGAGGACGGUAUCUCCAAAUACAUGAGACGCAUGAAGACCGUUCUCAAAGGUGGCACUCGUUCGAACAGGAAUUCUAUCUCCAGCUUUGCCGAUAUCACCGGUGAUUCAAGCAAGGCAAAGGCGUCUACCUCUUCCCCUACUGCCAAAGCGUCUGCGACUGUCACCACCGUAACCAAGAAGGCGGAAUCGAUGAGUGCUCAGGAGAAGACCAACAGGUGGAGCUCCAUGCGGGAGGAGAAAGCUCGUGCCCUCUUCGCCAAGUACGGGUUGACUCUGGAGCCUGGCGAAUGGGUAACUCCACGAUCCGCGAAGGAGAAUGUCGACCGGGUCGAGAAGCCAAUCCGUAUGAGGGUCCGACGCAAUUGCCACCGUUGUCUAACCACGUUCGGUCCCGAGAAGGUCUGCGUCGGCUGCAGUCACAUUCGCUGCAAGAAGUGUUUCCGCUACCCUCCGGCCAAGUCAAAGGAGGAAUGUGAGGCAAAGGGCAAGGCUCGGGAGGUGGAGAAGAUCGAAGAGAUCCAACCCAAGGAGAAGAAGUUCGUCUUGACGAUUCCAUCUCGGACCGGUGGUCAAGACCUUGUUCGCAAACCUAUCAUGCAACGCGUCCGGAGAACCUGCCACAUGUGCUCUACGCUUUUCAUCGGAAGUGCGACCGAAUGUCAAAACUGCCACCACAUCCGCUGCAAGAAAUGUCCCCGUGAUCCAGCCAAGAAACACAAGUAUCCCGAUGGAUAUCCAGGUGAUGCCGAACCACCGUAUGAGCCGCCGGAACGAGUAUGGCGAAAGCCUAGGCGCAGAGUACGAUGGACCUGUCAUUCCUGCUCGGCUUUGUUCCCAAGCGGCGAGAAAAUCUGUCCUCAAUGUGAACAUGGGCGUUGUCAGGACUGUACUCGCGAUCCUCCUAAAAAGAUCAAGCCUGAGCCUGAUCCGGAACUCCUGAGGCGUGUGGAAGAGAGAUUAGCGGCACUUGAUGUAUCCUAGCAGCACUGCUGAUUUCCCAUCUCAUGUCUGGCUUAUGAUGAUUACCCCUUUUUUGGUUUUGAUUGUCCCUGUUCUCUUAAUACUGUUUGAUCCCUUCACCCCUUCAGCCCCCCCAACAAUCUCCCCAAGCACCACACUUCCCUCGCUCCACGAAUUUUGAUGAUCUAACGGCUCUGAGUGCGUUCUUCGUUUCUACUCCCUUUCACUUAAU